AUGACCACCCUUCUCUACACUCUGUGCUUCCUCCCCACGACCAUGGCCACCAUCGGCGUGGGUCUCUCUCCCGGCGGCGUUACGGAGCUGUUCGGCAAUUCAUUUGGCCAGCCCGGAGUGAAUGCCACCUAUGACUACAUCGUGGUUGGAGGGGGCACAGCGGGCAAUGCGAUUGCCGCACGACUAGCCCUGGACCCCGCCAAUUACUCGGUGGCAGUGGUGGAGGCCGGUUCGUUCUAUGAGAUCCUCAACUCGAAUCGCACUCAGGUUCCCGGUUAUGACUUUUACUCGGCGCUGGCCAACUUUGUGGGGGGUUCUCUCGAAAGCCUGACCAAUUUCGGGUUGCAGACUGCACCUCAAGGGGGUUACAAUGGUCGCGAGAUCAUGUAUGUUGCCGGCCAGACUUUUGGCGGAAGCUCCGCCUCGAACUACAUGGGAUAUGCGCGAGCCACCGUGGGCACGUUCGAUGAAUGGUCCAAGGUCGUCGGUGAUGAUUUCUGGUCCUGGGACAACGUGUAUCCUGCGUACAAGAAAAGUUGCAACUUCACCCCGCCCAACUAUGACAAGAUCGAUCCGUCCUUCAACAUUUCCUACGAUGCGUCGGCCUUUGAGAGCGGUCGGGGACCCCUACAAGUAUCGUACGGCAACUAUCUCGGUCCCUACGGCCCGUACCUGGAAGAAUCUCUCGACAAGCUCGGAUUCGAACGAAUCCCAGGACUGAACAGUGGCCGGCUGAUUGGUUAUGCUACUAUCACGGCCGCCAUUGAUCCCAAGCAAGCGACUCGCAGCAGCUCCGAAACCUCGUUUCUGCAGCUUGCGGCCCAGAACUCGAAGAUCAAACUGUACCCACAAACGAUGGGUUCUCGGAUUCUGUUUGAUGGGAACAAGCGCGCUACGGGCGUCGAGGUGCAGACAAACUCGUUGAUGGCCAAUUUCAAGUAUCAUCUCAAUGCGAACAAGGAGGUUAUUGUCUCCGCCGGUACCUGGCACUCUCCACAGAUUCUCCUACUGUCUGGCAUCGGCCCAUCGGAGACUCUGCAGAAGUACAACAUCCCCGUUGUGGUGGACCUGCCCGGAGUGGGUCAGGGAGCGAGGGAUCAACCCUGGAUGGCCCUGUCGUACAAGGUGAAUGUGACCACUGGCACCCAAGUGGCUGCAGGUAAUGCCGAGUUCUCUGCGGCCCGAGUGGAAGAAUAUCUGUACAACCAAACGGGUCUGCUCUCCAGCAUUGGAGGAGGCCAAGCUCUAGCAUUUGAGAAAUUCCCCGAGUCCUAUCACUGGCCCGAGGUCAACUAUCUCUCCUUGGAAUAUGGCUCAUACCCGUCCGACCUGGGCCCCAAUGACAACUACCUCACCAUUGGCUCGGCCCUGCUCACCACCUCUGCUCGGGGCAAUCUGACCAUCCAGAGCGCGGAUAUUGCUGAUCCUCCGAUCAUCAGCCCCAACUGGCUCCUUGACGAGGGUGAUCAGGAACAGGCCAUUGCCGCUCUUCAGCGGAUUCGAGAGAUUGCUUUCAACAGUACGAUUGUCGAGGAAGAAUAUCUGCCCGGGCCCAAUGUGACGACUCGCUCGGAGAUUCUUGAGUGGCUCAAAAACAAUAUGAGUCUGAUCUACCACGCUACUUCGUCAUGCAAGAUGGGGGCUUCCGACGAUACCACCGCUGUCGUCGACUCGCGGGCCCGUGUGCGUGGGGUAACCGGCCUGCGUGUCGUCGACGCCAGUGCUUUCCCGUUUGUGCCUCCCGGAUUUCCCAUGGCCACUGUCUACAUGUUCGCGGAGAAGAUUGCCGAGUCUAUCCUCGACGGUCAAUGA
Molecule: messenger RNA, 1812 nt
Organism: Aspergillus novofumigatus IBT 16806
Lineage: Eukaryota; Fungi; Ascomycota; Eurotiomycetes; Eurotiales; Aspergillaceae
Product: GMC family oxidoreductase
Exons: 8
Coding region: 1-1812 (603 amino acids)
Biological process (GO): secondary metabolite biosynthetic process
Molecular function (GO): oxidoreductase activity, acting on CH-OH group of donors; flavin adenine dinucleotide binding
Source: RefSeq, a predicted model, not a curated record